Messenger RNA from Diuraphis noxia (Russian wheat aphid), 2277 nucleotides. RefSeq names its product Fatty acid transport protein 3. Gene Ontology annotation, biological process: long-chain fatty acid metabolic process; long-chain fatty acid import into cell. Gene Ontology annotation, molecular function: long-chain fatty acid transmembrane transporter activity; long-chain fatty acid-CoA ligase activity. Lineage: Eukaryota; Metazoa; Arthropoda; Insecta; Hemiptera; Aphididae. The record is from RefSeq and is a predicted model, not a curated record. Gene Ontology annotation, cellular component: plasma membrane; endoplasmic reticulum membrane.
AUGAAUAAAGACAAUCAAUAUAGUGUGUCGUUUGUUUCGCUCACAGCGGUUAUUGCUAUAGCCGUUUUGUUAAUCGCCCUCAAAUAUUGUAUAUUUUAUGUAGUUACAGUUUUGAGUGCAGUAUGGUUAGUAAUCAACUACUGGAAUUUUUUGGUCAGAGUAUGGCAAACCCUUCCAAGAGACGCAAUAUUAAUCAAAGACUAUUCAACAUAUUUUAUAAAAAUAAGGAUAUGGAAAUUAUUGGGAUGUGACACAUAUGCUAAAAUUUUUAAAAGAAAUGUUGAAAAACAUCCAAAUAAAAUAGCAUUCAAGCAUGAAGGUUCUACUUGGAGAUAUAUAGAAGUUGAAGAGCUCAGCAACCAAAUUGCCAAUUAUUUCAAAGAGCAAGGAUUUAAACGAGGCGAUGUUGUUGCUUUGUACAUGGAAAGUUGUCCAGAAUACGUAUGUAUCUGGCUUGGUUUGUCUAAAAUUGGAGUUAUAGUAGCUUUAAUUAAUAAUAAUUUACGUGCUGAUACAUUGGCACAUUCUAUAAAAGUAUCAAAUUGUUCAGCAGUCAUAAUCGGCAAAGAACAAAUCAAUGCAUUGGCGGAAAUUAUGAACAUAACUACUGAUGAUAAAUUGAUUGAUCUGUUUACAAAAUCGAAUGUAUACAUAAAAAAUUACAGUGAUGACACUACUUCAUUAAUUAAUACGUCAAUAAGUAAAGCUAUUAAUCUUGAUUAUGAACUAAAAGAAAUAUCAAAAAGUGCUCCCGUAAAAGAUAUUUCCGAAGGUAGUUCAAAAGAUCAAAUGUUAUAUAUUUAUACAUCAGGAACUACGGGUAUGCCAAAGGCUGCUAUUAUGACCCAAUCAAGAGCUAUUUAUAUGGCGAUGGGAGUUAAAUACAUAGCUGGAAUAACUGAAUAUGACGUUGUGUAUACACCGUUACCAUUGUAUCAUACUGCUGGUGGUAUCUUGGGUGUUAGCUCUGUCCUUUUAGGAGGUUCAACGUGUGUUAUAAGGUCCAAGUUUUCAGCAUCUAACUAUUGGACUGAUUGUGUUAAAUAUGAAUGUACAGUUGCACAAUAUAUUGGUGAAAUGUGUCGUUAUUGUUUGGCGUCACCCCCAUCUGAUGCUGACAAAACUCAUCAGGUCAGAUUGAUUUUAGGAAAUGGUCUUCGACCUCAAAUAUGGACCGACUUCAUUACACGGUUUAAUAUAAAGAAAGUGGCAGAAUUCUAUGGAGCCACUGAGGGGAAUGCUAAUAUGAUGAACACAACAAAUAAAGUUGGAGCUGUGGGAUUUAUUCCAUUCAUCGGAGAACCAUUUUAUCCUGUCACAUUGAUACGUGUUGAUCCAUACACCAAUGAACCUAUUCGAGGAAAAAAUAAUCUGUGUAUUAAAUGUGAAGUUGGAGAACCUGGAUUAUUGGUUGGAAAUAUAAGAAAAACAACUGAAAAUUCUUUCAGUGGUUAUGUAGAAAAAUCAGCUUCUGAGAAAAAAAUUAUUAAAGAUGUUUUUCGUAAAGGAGACAAAGUAUUUAACUCUGGCGAUGUGCUCAUUCGGGAUGAACUUAAUUUUUAUUACUUUAAAGACCGUACAGGAGAUACUUUCAGGUGGAAAGGUGAAAAUGUUUCUACAUCAGAAGUGGAGGCUGCUAUUAGUAAUAUAGUAAAAUUAAAAGACUGCUUAGUGUAUGGAGUAGAGGUACCAAACACUGAAGGAAAAGCUGGAAUGGUUGCUAUUGUAGAUGAAACUAGUGACUUAGAUUUGGAUAAAUUGUCUGCUGGAAUCAAUAAAUCAUUACCAGCCUACGCCCGGCCACUCUUUUUACGAAUUGUUAAGACACCUGUGUCGCUUACUGGAACGUUCAAGAUGAAAAAAAUUGAUGUACAAAAUGAUGGAUUUGAUCUUACCAAAAUUACCGAGGAUCCUUUAUACUUUAAUGAAGGAAGGAAGUUUGUUCCACUCACACAAGAGUUACGAGACAGCAUUGUAAAUGGAGAAAAAAGAUUAUAAAUUGUUUUUAAACUAUUGUACAUCAUAUAUUGUACUAUUGUAUUGGUUUGAAAGGGAUUUAUGUUUAUGUUUUUAGUAAUAGUAUGAUCAAAUUGUUGUUUUCCUAAUUGAUCUGGUGAUUUGUAUCAUACAGAGCUAAAAAACAAAAUCAAAGACUUAACAAUUUUUAGGGUAAAAGCUGUGAUUCAUUUUUUGUACAUCAACUAUACAAUAAGUUUGGGUUGUUACGAUAUUUGAUCAUUAUGUAUUUUUUUUAAAAUAAAAGUUAAUUGUAUUAAA